Molecule: messenger RNA, 1545 nt
Organism: Lingula anatina
Lineage: Eukaryota; Metazoa; Brachiopoda; Lingulata; Lingulida; Lingulidae
Product: tissue factor pathway inhibitor 2-like
Molecular function (GO): serine-type endopeptidase inhibitor activity
Source: RefSeq, a predicted model, not a curated record
AUGGAUAACCACUCAAUUCAGCUCUUAUCGUCAUCAAGCGAUAUCAUCUUUUGUGUUGUUUGUCAGUAAUAGGUACUUUUUAAAUUAUUUUUCUGGUUGUACCGUUAAAUCUACCGAAAGCAACAAGAUGGUGUGGGUUUCCAGCAAAGUUAUUUUUGUGCUGUCUAUUUUUCUGUUUCAAAACACGUUAGCAGUGACGCAAGGCAGAACGUGCGCGGAUAUCACUUGUCCGGAUGGCUCAGUAUGUCGCCAGGAUACCAUAGCGUGUGUCACUGACCCCUGCCCACAGCCUGAACCUGAGUGUGUCGUCCAAGUUGCAGGCAAGCCAGAAGUAAGCAUUCAAGAAACACCGAAAGAUGUGUGCAGUGAGCCGAAGGUGGUCGGCGUGUGCAGGAUGUCUAUCCCAAGGUUUUAUUUCAAUGCUGAAGCUAAUGCCUGUGAGUCGUUUAAAUAUGGCGGCUGUGGCGAGAACGGAAACAACUUCCUGACGCUUCAAGAUUGCCAGAACGCUUGUCCGGGUUCCCCUGCGGUGGCUGUCCAACAGAUCCAAGAAAGAGAGGCUACUUCUUGCAAGGAGAUGGAAUGUCCGGCCGGUACCCAAUGCCAACAGGAGACAAUGGUUUGCAUCACCAGUCCCUGUCCACAGCCCAAACCACAAUGUGUUGCUGUGCCAGCAAACGGAGGCGAAGCAGGCACCCCCGGGUCUGCACAGGACGUUUGUCGAGAGCCGAAAGUAGUGGGUCAUUGUAAAGGUUCACAUACAAGAUAUUUUUUCAACUCGGAGUCAAACUCGUGUGAGGAAUUCACCUACGGUGGUUGCGGAGGAAACGGAAACAAUUUUGGAUCACUUCAGCAGUGCCAAAGCGCAUGCCCAGUGUCAUCUGAAGAGGUCACUCAGCAGAGCCAGGAGGUGAAUCCACUUUGUCCAGUUCCCAGACAAGUCUUCAGAGUAUGUGGCUCCCCGUGCCCGCCCACGUGCUCCAACCUCAACCCAGUGUGUAUGAUGGCGUGUUCGACAGGGUGUGAAUGCCCGCGCAGCGCCCCAGUGCUUCACGAGGGGAGGUGUAUAGCCGCCGAGGAGUGUCCACAAACAGGUGCGAAACCAUCAACCCUUGCAUUUUUAUUCCGCUGCUUCAACCGCCAAUUCUACACCGAUCCUGUGACUGGUAGAAUAACAUGCUAGAACGUUAUAUCACUCCAUAUCUCAACAUACUGUUUAUUGAGCUACAUCCCAAAGCACAGCCAUCUAUAUCUCCCAUGUUAAAAGUUCUGACUUUUUAAUUUAUUGCAGUGUAUAUUUUGUCUUUGUUGUGUAACUUGUAUGUGAGAGCAGAUGUAACUUUACCAGUAGGACUUGCAUGUGCUGAGGCACGUAUUUGUAUAGUAUAUUUUCUUGUAGUUUCGUAUAUGUACAUACAAAAAAAGUAUAUUUUUCUGUUGGGUGUCCAUUGAAUGUAUAGUUACCAAUGUUGUACAGUAACAAAUGCGUUGUACUAGUAUUUAAGCUCAGUUAAAUAUCACCACGUGAUAAUGAAUUCAAAAGUU